UUGUACAGAGAAGAAGGACACGUAUUAAACUAUUCCAAGAACAUAAAGAACACAUCCAGAUGAAAAUAAACAUUGUUACUCUAAUUUUGUUAGCCCUGCUCUUGAUCACUUCAACUCUAUUAGUGGAAGCAAGAAGUAGGAAUGAUGAAGAGAAGAGAAGAAGCCAAAGGAGAAGUAGAACUGUAGGAAGCCGUAGAAGAAGAAGCAGUGGCGGAAGAAGAUCAGGGUCUUCAUCUUCACCGGGUUGCGAUCCUUUAUAUUCAUACCUCUUUGGUAAUUGUGGUCAAUGGCCUUUCCCUCGUAAUUCUCCAAACAACCCAUUUUUUCAGCAACCCACCCGGCCUUCUCCCUCACCUCGCCGCCGUACUCCGCCCCUCCGUCCUCCGCUUAUACCCUCUCCUCCACCACAAGUUCUACCGCCGCCACUUAUCCCGUCUCCACCUCCACUCGUCCCUUCACCUCCAAUAGUAAUUACACCAUCACCUCCGCCUCUUGUAACACCUUCACCUCCAAUAGUAACACCAUCACCUCCGCCUCUUGUAGUAACACCAUCACCUCCGCCUCUUGUAACACCUUCACCUCCAAUAGUAACACCAUCACCUCCGCCACUGGUUACACCAUCGCCUCCGCCAGUUGUCUCCUCUCCUCCACCGGCGGUAACACCAUCACCGCCACCAGUAGUCGCAUCUCCUCCGCCAUCACCACCACCAGCCUCCCCUCCAGUUUCCCCACCUCCUCCAUUAGUUCCAUCUCCACCACCACCUUCUUCUCCUCCGCCAAUUCCACCACCACCUUUAGUUCCAUCUCCACCUCCUCCGGAAUCUCCUCCCUUCAUAAUAUUUCCUCCACCACUAGUUGCUUCACCACCUCCACCGGAGGAACCUGUCUUCCCUUGGUUAUCCCCUCCUAACGCAGACACACCAACUUUUCCGCUAUUUUCUCCUCCACCUUUAGUACCCGAUUUUCCCCUCCCAUCACCUCAACAACCAGACUUUCCACCGCAAACUCCACUUGUCCCCAUAUUUUCUCCACCAGAACAAGACUUUCCCCCAGCUACACCACUUGUCCCAAUAUUUUCACCACCUCCAUUCUUUACUCUUCCGCCGCCGGAACAAAACUUGCCUCCAGCUACACCACUUGUCCCCAUUUUUCCACCAUCAGACGAGCCGCCAGUAAUUCCUGAUCAACCACCAAACAGUUUUUUUCCGCCACCAGUGAUACCUGAUCAACCACCAGACAAUUUUCUGCCUUCGCCGUUGAUUCCUGAUCAACCACCAAACAAUUUUCUGCCAUCACCAGUGAUUCCUGAUCAACCACCAAACAAUUUUCUGCCAUCACCAGUGAUACCUGAUCAACCACCAGACAAUUUUCUGCCUUCACCGUUGAUUCCUGAUCAACCACCAGACAAUUUUCUGACUUCACCAGUGAUUCCUGAUCAACCACCAAACAAUUUUCUGCCAUCACCAGUGAUUCCUGAUCAACCACCAAACAGUUUUCUUCCAACACCGGUAAUACCUGAUCAACCACCAGAAACUUUUCUGCCGUCACCUGUGGUUCCGGAUCAACCGCCGGCUAUUUUCAUGGCACCACCAUUAGUUCCUGACGUACCAGAAAGUUCAAUGUUACCACAACCCUUCAUAUCAGCACCGCCAGUCCAACCGGCCGAAGCGCCGCCAGUUGCGGUUAUUCCGCCAUUUGAGCUUCCGCCUCAGUCGGACUCGCCACCAUCCACCUGAUAGUAAUACUUAAUGUAUCUAAUUACGAACUAAAUUUUAAAGGUGAUAAAUGCUGGUCCAUAGUUAUAUUGAAGCUGCAUGGUUUAUCGUUAUUGUUACAUUUCCUUUUGCUGUUUGUAGUUAAG
Nicotiana attenuata is the source of this 1861-nucleotide messenger RNA. Its product is annotated as leucine-rich repeat extensin-like protein 5. The record is from RefSeq and is a predicted model, not a curated record. Lineage: Eukaryota; Viridiplantae; Streptophyta; Magnoliopsida; Solanales; Solanaceae. Bases 60 to 1736 code for a protein of 558 amino acids. The transcript has a single exon.